GCAGAUCACAUAUAUUCCGAGAAAGUGGCUUAGGCAUUUACCGAAUGGUCAAUUUAUAAAUUGCAUUUAUGAAUUUAUACGCGCCAAUAUACAUUAUUCACAGCUUCAUAUAUAUAAUGGUGUCUGGGUACAUACUCAUUGUGUCGGAUGACGCGUGCUGUGUAUGAAGAAGUUUGUGUUUAAGCUUACAAGUGAGUGUAUGUACAAUAUAAACAAGGCUGUACAAAUUGUUGCUUUACCUUUGACGGUUCACCGGCUAUAAAAUGCAUUGAACACGAAAUAAGUUAAGCAAUAAAACGCGGUGGGAGCUUUUGCUGCAUAAACCACAAUUGCCAGUGAAAAAAUACUUGUGUUAUUGUUAUUGUUCGUUAUUUCCUUUAAUUUUCACCAACGCAUUUUCGAAGCGCUGCUGUACAGCAUUGAGAUGUACAAUGUGCGACAAAAACUGCAAAUACAACACAAACAAAACCAGACGGUGCACCAACGGUGGCAAGAGCAACAACACCAUCAGCAGCUGCACAUGGAUGUUUAAUCUUGUGGCGGUUGCCUUAUUAAUCCAACAUGUCGCCUGCGCUGCAACAGCUAUCGAGGCGACAACACCGGCAACACGGGCGUUGUCAAAGGCGCUCACCGAUUCCCUACCAUCCGCAUUUGUACCCACAGCCCAGCUGUUGAGGCGCCAUGGCGAUAACGGUAGCAGUAGCAGCAACAAAAACUCACCCACACAGGCUGAUUCCGGGAGCCGCGCUACGAGCCGCCACCUCAGCGCCAUUGAGUCCAACGCCGGCGGUGUCAGCAGUAUCGUUGCCGGCGACGAUGGUGUGGAUUUCGCUGCCUAUGCAAAUGAUUUCAAUAUGCAAGCUGAAGCUGCUAUACCCGAGGAUAUUUUGGACCAACAACACAUACAAGAUGUCGAUGCCACUGAUGCGGACAGUAUGCAAUAUGUUGGAGAUGGCGAUGGCGAUGGUGAUGGCGACGAGGCUGUUGAACCCGAAGCUGAUAUUAUACUUGCAGCGCAAAAAUUCAGCACUUCAGAAAGCAGUCGUGAGAAAGAAGAAUAUUACGAGCAUAACAACAACAAUGGAGACAAUAAAAACAAAGGCAGCAACAACAAAAGCGCACAGCUAAGGAAAACUGUAAGAAAGCGAAACAACAAAUUGAAAAACAAUGCAGACAACAGCUAUAACAACAAUAACAAAAAUGAUGACACAAAAUAUGACAGUGACAACACAGCUGUCUACAAUGAUGAUGCUUCCAUGGACGAAGCGGAUGCGUCGGACAUCACGGCUGAGGAGCCAUUGGCGCUGCCCAGCGUGACCGAAGCAAGGCAAAGUUUUGUAUUGACGCGACAUCCAAGAGGACAACAAAAUCACAAAUUAAUAGCAGCAGAGGACGCACAAAGUUAUGAAGAGCAGAGCCGAGACGUGACCGCGCGGCAUCAGCAAUUUAUUGAAAACUUAGUUGCAGAAAAAUUUAAUAAAGCAACGGGACAAACGGUAAACAAUGAUGACAAAGCGAACGACAACAGGCACAACAACAAUAACAACUUAACGAAAAAUGCUGGCAUAAAUGGCUCUGCUGUUGACGAGCAAAGCGAAAGCAUCCAGAACACUGCUAUAAAUAAAGGCAACAAUAUGAGUAAACAAGUAAACAAUAAAUCAGAAAUGGAGUACACGGACGAUAAUCAACCGGAGGAAACGGCGAUCGGCGAUAUCGAGGACAAGUUUCGUAAUGAAGAAGAUGCCGUCGGGCAGCAACAACAGCAGCACUUGCAAAGGGAGCUGCACGGCCAUCAAACGGCAUCGAUUGCAAAGCAAAGCCGAGAGGGCAAGGCAGAAGCGAGGCUAACGUCUAUGAGCGGCAUGCAUGUAGAAGAAGAUCAUCGACAAAUUAAAAAAUUCAAGCGCAAUGAAAGAGCCAGCAGCAGCAGUGCCAACGACCAUGCUAACAAAAACAAUAAAAAUGGCAACCAAGACAACAACAACAGUCACUCGUAUAAACGCCAUCACCACGGCGAACUCGCUCACAUCGAAGGCGAAUAUGAGGCAGGCACGUUCACGCAAAUGUCGGACGCAGAGAAAGUUGAAACGUCUGAAAACCAACCCAGGCAUGUGCAACAACUACAAAAACUUCCGCAGCACGUUGAAGUUGCUGACAGCGUUGGUGCGGUGGCAGAGCCACAAGCCGAUUACUCAAUAACCUAUUUUGGCAUCUUAACAAACAGCUCGAAGAAGCGCGAAAAGGCGUUCGCCGAGGAGCAAGCAGAUGCGGAUGAGCUCGAGAACACCGUUAGAAACUCGGCCAAAACAGCAGACAUUGUUGCAAAAACUGCUGACAACGACGAUGCGGCCGAACUUGGUGCUGUGCAUGCAACACGAAAUCAGUUGCAACAACAACAACAAUCGCUAACGGGUAAAGUGGCCGAUGCUGGCGAGCUUCAUGCAGCACACUCCUCGUCCUUUGAGCGCUACAAGGCGCAACGUCGGAACAGUCGGCGCUACGGACAUAAAAUGUACAAGAAAAAAUAUAAGGAUUACCUGCGUCAUGCAACGAUAGCCUCCUUGACAGCUAAAGCAAUGACAACAGCAAUUGACGCAGCAACAAUAACAGCAGCGCCGCACAUGUCGACAGGAUUGCCGCCUAUGGGAAAUGCAUUUGAAAUGAGUGCUAAGCACACACUCAACUCGACACAGGCGAAGUUGACAAAUGACAACUACACCGAUUACUAUCGGGAACAACAACAAACAAGGGAGAAUAUUGCUAACGCUAGAGAGCAAAAACAUGCAGAAACGUUAAGAAAAUAUGCAAGGAAAAUUGAAGCGGAAAAAUCACGUGGAUUACCAGCAUCACCAAUAUUUGUUGUAGGCAAUCAGAGCGCUGGUAAGUUGGCUACAAGCAAAGCGAACAGCGAACGGUCCACAGGUGGAGACACAAAACAUUUCUACGAAGGGCAGGUAAACUAUUACUUAGAGACGGCGGACGACGAGGGUAUGCAGACUAAAGCAGCGUCGAUGAAAAGCUACAAGCCAACUGGCGUCGAAGGAGAGGGUACGACUAUUACUGAGGUAGCGCUGUCUAGAGAAGAAGAGGAGCGUUUGCGUGCACACGAACUUAGCAUGGAGCACAUGAUAGCAGCGGACAAUAAUAACUGGUACCGACGUGUAAGCCCGGUGCUACGUAAUGGCAUUAAAGUCUACGGCAACGAAGACAAAGUGCAGCGCGAGAAAGCAGCCAGCCAACUACCGCAUGUGCAGGAGCAACAGCAUCAUCAACACCUGCAACGACAACACGCCGCAAAACAACAUCAACAUUAUCACACACACCACGGAAAACAUUGGAGUCAUCAUCAUCGACUGCACACGCCACCAUAUCAGCAUCGACAACAACACCACGACUCCCAUCAACAUAGAGGUGGCAGCGGUAAUCAUCACAAGCAUCAUCAAAAUAGUAAACAUUAUCAAUCAAGCGAUAGACAGCUCCAGCAACAACAUCCAACUGAUUCCAAUGAACGGAAACUACAUGAUCCACCCUCACCACACGCCGCAGACACACAGGCGGCAGUGGAGUUGGGCAUGGUGCAGACACCGAUACCGCCACCCUCAUAUAAAAAACAACAUCUGAAGCAAACUGAGCACGAGAGGGUGAAACAGGGAGCGCUUCAACUGGGCCAUCAAAUCACAGAAUUGGAGGAGUUGGAACGCUACUAUGCCAAGUGGCCCCACUUGGCACGCGUACAGUUUCAGUUGUACGAUGAACACUUCCGCGAGGACCACCCUGAACUUUAUCCCGAACUAAAGGUCGGCGCUAGCGACUUGGCUGAUGCUGCAGAAGACUACGACGAUGAUUAUGAGAGCGCUGCCGAGUUGGAGGAAGCACAGAAUAGUCAUGAUGAAGACGCAAACUUGCCGCCAUACAUUAAGAAGUACAACAGACGCAAUAAGCAAUUGCUGAAUUUGCUUGAAGGCACUCUGCCGCCACCGACGCGUCUUCCACCUACUUUGGGGCGCAGUUGGUCUAGUUCGGUACUGCAGCCGGGACCGCAUGCAAGCAGUCGAAGCGCAGGCGGUAGCAGUACUGCGGGUAGAAUACGCAUCGAUGACGACUACCUAAAGGAGAAACGCAAGCGCUAUCAUAAUCGUGAUAUCAGCAGCGCUGACAGUAGCAGCAUUAGUGCAAGUAACAACAAUAACCGCAAGGAGGACCGACAUCACUAUCAAGAUUUAUUUGCACAGCAACGACUGACGCAAAUUGCUACUACCCAGACGACAGGGGAAACAACAGGUGUGUUGACAAAAUCUGAGGCAAUCUCCGCCAACCCAGAUGUGAGCGGCAAGUCAGAUGUAAUCAGCACCUACAAAACGGCAGCACAAUCAGACAACAAGCUGCCAGACGAGGAUGUCAGCAUUUCAGCCGACACAGACAUCGACGCUUAUGCUGCCGACGAUGGCGACAUUGACUUUUGGCAAAAGGAAAUCGAAAAUAAAUCGAAUGCAAACGAAUUGGCAGGAAGCGCACAAAUGAGAUGGCAAAUCGAAAAAUUAACAACACCCAACCCCGCGCACGCUGCCACAGUGUCGAGCGCACCAAAAGCAGCAAUUUUUCGUUUGCCCUCAUAUCCGGCCAUCGCUGGCAGUUUUAUCGGCAAGCCACGCAGUCGUAGCGCGCAAUUCGCACCGAGCGGCGGCAGUCGUGGCAAACUAGCGUUUUUAGCGCCAGCCAGUAGUGAGCUCAAUGGUAACAGAUGGGGCAAUAUAUAUGGCCUAGGCGGUGAAAAUGGUACAAGUGCUGCUGGUAAUGUUGGAGUCAAUGGUCUUGGCACACGCGGCAGUUACCACAAAUCGUUGUCACGUUUCAGCGCUUAUAAACCGAGUGUUUAUAAAACGUUAACCGCUGCAGCAGCAGCCGCUUCAACCACGACGACGACCCCCAGAGUCAACGGUGAUGAUGGCAUGAAUGGUGACGACUCGGCAGCCACAACAACUACUGCGGUUGCGGCAACGCCGAGUGGCUUUGGUAGUGAUGACGCUGAUGGCGCAGAGGGGGGAGUGGCUAAUGCCGUUAUGGGACGUACUAUUAGCUCGUUUGUCUACCACCGUGUGAUUGAUGCGUCACCGCGACAAGUGGGUACCGGUAAUACGGGGCGCAAGCAACGAUUGCCAUUUGUGGCUAUCACUGAUCGUCGGCUGGAGACCACAAAGAAGGCGCAGCUGGAACGACAGAAAGAUUUCGAACAAAAUCACUACCCAAUGCCUUAAAUUCACUGCACUUCAAUGACUGCGGCAGCGAAAGAGACGUGGACGGAGACGACCCGGACAAGCAGCACAAAACAAACAAACAUUCACAUCAGGACCGAAACGCAAACGAUAAUAAAAAAUGUUGACCAAGACGUUAAUGAAGAUGGAGAUGUAGAAAGUAAAAAAGAAGAAAACGAAAAUCGAAAAUCGAAAACAGUAAAUAGUAUUAACAGAAGUUUAAGACAGGUGAGGAGUAAGUAAAGCUUACAGUAUUAAGCCAUAUCUGAACGAAGCGCAACACCAUUGCACCACCGCUACAUACGCUGGCAGAGCAAGGCAAAUGCCACCAAAGCAAACGGCUUGCGCAACUCCACGCACACACACAGCUGCAACAGAGCAUUUAAACUAUUUUCUUUUUUAAAUUUUGUUAAAUAGAUUUCUCUUUCGCUUUUAUUCCAACUAUUCAAAAAGUAUUCUUUGUUUAAUCGAAACAAUAAUUGUUGCAGCUGCCUCAAAAGGACACGAACGCUCUGUAGUAAGCACUGACUAACGGCACGUGCUUUUGACCCUUUCUUUUUGCUACACUUCGUGUUUUUCUUGUUUUCCAAUUCCUGGCGUUUGACUUUCAAAAUUAGACUACAAACAUAACAAUAUAAUUAGCUCUUAAAUUAUUUGCUAGCAUAAAAUAUAUACAUAAAUACAUAUUUUACUACAUAUCAAUACUCGUACAUUCUGUGGGUAUAGCAGUCGUAUAAUCAUUUUAAAUUUUACAUAAAACAAACACAAAAUCAACACAAUGUUACACUAAUAUAUGCAAGGACGCUGCAAGCAACAUGCUCAAAUGAAAUAUCGUUAGAUCAAAAUUAAAAGUUAUGUGUCUCAACCUACCACGCUAAAUCAGUCAGUAAAGUCUUGUUUGACAAACAGAAGUCCUUGGCUCAAAUCAGAUUUCUUUUUUUUUUUGAAAAAUUGGAACGGAAGAAUAUACUUAUUAUUCAUUUCCACUACAAGACAUGGACAACUACGACUUCGAUAUAAAACAAAGCCGUAAAUGAAAUUAUUAAGCAGACUUCAAGAUGAACCUUAUAAUUUUUUAACUAAGUGGGAUAUAUGUACUAUAUUUCAAAUCAAUAUUUUCCUCUUCUUUGCUGGCGGCAGUAGUUUUUCCUUUUUGGAGUUUCCAAAUGUAGCCAGAUCCUUCUCCAUCUAGUCUUUAUAACGGACUGAAUGUCUUUCUCAUCCUCUGCUUCCCCGUCAGCGCCGAAUACUUUCAGAACUUGAGUGUUUUCAUCUAUUCGGAUGGCAUAACAUAACCAACGUAGUCUCUUAAUUCGCUGAACUUUGUCAAUGUCGUCGUACAUCUCGUUUCAUCGACUGCGGUAUUCGCCAUUGCCAAUGCGCAAAGGACCAUAUAUCCAUAAAAUCUUUCUCUAGAACACUCGUAACGCCGUCUCAUCAGAUGUUGUCAUCGUCCAUGCCUCCGCACCAUAUUGCAGGGCGGGAAAAGUGAUUUAUAGAAUUUGGUCUUUGUUCGUCGAGAGAGGACUUUACUUCUCAAUUGCCUACUCAGUCCGAAGUAGCAGCUGUAGGUAAGAGUUAUUCUGCGUUGGAUUUCGAGACUCACGCUUUUGUUGGUGUUAAUGCUGGUACCAAGAUAGACGAGGUUAUCUCGCAGGGGCUGAAAUUUUUCAGCUGCAAGGUACGCCUGUCGUAAGAGGCACCCAUAUGCACUAUGUCUGUAUUCUUGGCUUGCCUAGAAAUUUCAGCAUAGUCUUUGUUAUAGACUUUGAAUAAGAUUACUUCUAAUGAUGAAACAUUUGAAGUUCAAAUGUCAACAGUCAUUGAAUUUGUUGGGUAGCAAAAACAACAAGGUCUGACCGGAGACUUAAGUCUGGUACCACGGGGAACAGUUAGCCCUUGGACUUCGCUCCGAUUUGCUUAUGACUGUGACUGUGGUUUAAACCUUAAGGCAGGUAGAAUUAAAAAAUUCAAUUAAGUGUGGAUUCGCAUUGCGGUCGGUUGCCGGACCCAUAGCAGAAGUUUUAGAUCGGCAUCGAACCUGACCAAGGUGGUAAAGGUAUACCUUCCACCCGAUCAAUUGGAACCAAAAAAUACGUGCAAAAAGCAUUUAUUAUUUAUGACGCUGAUCAGCGCAUUGUAUUGACCUAUGUGCCUUUAAAAAGCACCGCGAUAUUAGGCCGUCGCUGGCAGAUACUCACGAAAUCACAACGAUUGUUAUCAACAUUGAUGUGGGAGCCAAGUCGCGAGUGCGACAACUGUGUCUUGUAUGAAAAAAAGAUAUUUUGUCUUGUUCUCCUUCACU
Molecule: messenger RNA, 7557 nt
Organism: Bactrocera tryoni
Lineage: Eukaryota; Metazoa; Arthropoda; Insecta; Diptera; Tephritidae
Exons: 5
Coding region: 432-5255 (1607 amino acids)
Source: RefSeq, a predicted model, not a curated record